This is a messenger RNA of Sitodiplosis mosellana (orange wheat blossom midge), 962 nucleotides long. RefSeq names its product vesicle transport protein USE1 (gene Use1). The record is from RefSeq and is a predicted model, not a curated record. Gene Ontology annotation, cellular component: SNARE complex; endoplasmic reticulum. NCBI's taxonomy places the organism in Eukaryota, Metazoa, Arthropoda, Insecta, Diptera, Cecidomyiidae. Gene Ontology annotation, molecular function: SNAP receptor activity. Gene Ontology annotation, biological process: retrograde vesicle-mediated transport, Golgi to endoplasmic reticulum.
UUUGUUGUGUUUUUUUGUGUUUGCAUUUCAGUUGCUGUCGUUCGAGUUCACUUGCAUUUUGGAUUCGUUGAAACUGUUUUUAUUUUUCUUUUAAUUUUGUUAUUCCACCGCGAAGUUAUGACAUUUUAAAAUAAAUCCACACAGUUAAAUCUCAACAAGUAUUAUAGACAAUUUCAAUAGCCACAAAACAUGGCAACAAAAUUAGAAAUGAAUGUUCGUACAUUGAUCGUGCAAUGUGAGGAUUUGGCGAGAGAUGAUGUAAAUAAUUGGUUGCUUAAGAAAUACAUCAAAUCAUUGGACACUAUGAUUCGAGAGCUGGACGGAAGUGAUGAAAAGCCAAAAAUAUCAGCAACCGAUGAAUACAAAACACGAUGUCAGGCGUUGAAAGAACAAACCAAUUACGUAGAACCGCCAAAACUAGCCGACAAACUCAAAUCGAAGUCAUCAUUGGAUGCCGGUAAUCAUAUUGUACGAGAAAUGAAUCAAAUACAAGAUUCCAAGUAUGUAAAAUCGUUGCGUCGUGAUUUGCUCGGAGUCAGUGGCAAUGAUCCAAACAAUGCUGUCCGACAGCGAGUGAAAAGCAGCACAACGGGCAGCGGUGAAGACAUGAACGAAGCAAUGAAGCACCAUGCCAAUGUACAGGAGAAAAUUGCCGAAGAAAUGCUCGCCUUAACUAGGAAUCUGAAGGAACAAUCGAAAAUCGCCAACGAAAUCAUUCGAAAAGAUACUGAAAAAUUAACAAAAUCCAGCCAUUUAUCCGAAAAAAAUAUCGUGGCAUUGGACAAAGAAGGCACAGUACUCAAAGAGCAUUCGAAGAGAGCGUGGAAAUGUUGGAUGUGGAUUAUGAUCGGAUUAGUUAUGGUUAUUUUUAUAUUUAUGGUCCUGUUUAUGAAAAUUAUGAAAAAACGAACAAAUUAACCCAAUCAAUCACGUUGUGCCGAAAGUAAUUCACUGAAGAGAUG